UUCUCUCUCAUCACAUUCUCACCUUUCACACUCCUUCACUUGACUCUCUCUCUCUCUCUCUCUACCAACCUUCUUCUUCUUCAAGAUUCAUACACAAGAAGGCUCCAAAAUAGGGCACCCAUGGCCACUUCUUGGGUCACCCCCAAAUUAGCAGCCACUUCUGUACCUGAGCUGUGCUCCUGCACAAGCACCAACCAAUCAUCUUUGCCUGUCAGGAACGCCUCCAUCACCAAGCGGUCAUCCCAUCAUCACACCGUUCCUCCGCUCACCCACACGACCGUCACCGUUAAAAAACCCGCCGACUCUCCGGCGCACUGGAAUCUCCUUCAGAAAUUCGCCUCAACGGCGUUGGACGCCGUCGAGGCCGCAUUAACGGCGCAGGAGCUGCGUGGGCCCCUCCCGAAGACGGCGGACCCCGCCGUCCAGAUCGCCGGAAAUUUCUCCCCCGUGCCGGAGCACCCCGUCAGCCACCGCCUCCCCGUCGUCGGAAAGAUCCCGGAAACCAUCCAGGGAGUCUACGUCCGUAACGGCGCCAAUCCCCUCUUUGAGCCGCGCGCCGGACACCACUUCUUCGACGGCGACGGAAUGAUUCACGCCGUUAAGUUCGCCGGCGGCGCCGUCAGCUACUCCUGCCGGUUCACGGAAACCGAGCGGCUUGUCCAGGAGCGGGCCUUGGGCCGCCCGAUAUUCCCCAAAGCCAUCGGCGAGUUGCACGGCCAUUCUGGAAUUGCGCGGCUGAUGCUAUUCUACGCCCGCGGCCUCUUCAACCUCCUCGACCACCGCCACGGCGCCGGCGUCGCGAACGCCGGCCUGGUCUACUUUAACGACAGGCUGUUAGCCAUGUCGGAAGACGAUUUGCCGUACCAUGUCCGGAUUACCCCAAAUGGCGAUGUCGAAACGGUCGGACGGUACGAUUUCGGCGGGCAAUUGAAAUCCACCAUGAUCGCCCACCCUAAGGUCGAUCCAGAUUCCGGCGAGCUAUUCGCCCUGAGCUACGACGUGAUUCAAAAACCCUACCUGAAAUUCUUCAGAAUCUCGCCGGCCGGAGAGAAGUCCGAGGAUGUCGAAAUCCCUGUCGCCGAGCCUACAAUGAUGCACGAUUUCGCCAUCACCGAGAAAUUCGCGAUCAUCCCGGACCAGCAGGUGGUUUUCAAGAUGUCGGAAAUGAUCCGCGGCGGCUCUCCGGUGGUGUACGACAAGAACAAGAUGCCGAGGUUCGGAGUUCUCGACAAGUACGCUAAAAACGCUUCCGACAUUAAAUGGAUAGACGUCCCCGAUUGCUUCUGCUUCCAUCUCUGGAACGCCUGGGAAGAUCCCGACAACACCGACGAGGUCGUCGUGAUCGGGUCGUGUAUGACGCCGCCGGACUCCAUUUUCAACGAGUGCGACGAGGGGCUGAAGAGCGUGCUGUCCGAAAUCCGGCUCAAUUUGAAAACCGGCGAGUCAACGAGGAGGUCAAUUCUUUCGGAAAAGGACCGGGUCAAUCUGGAAGCCGGGAUGGUGAACCGGAACCGGCUCGGCCGUCAAACCCGGUUCGCUUACCUCGCCAUUGCCGAGCCGUGGCCGAAAGUCUCCGGCUUCGCCAAGGUCGACCUCGUCACCGGCGAAGUCAAGAAAUUCAUAUACGGCGGCGAAAAUUACGGCGGGGAGCCGCUGUUCCUUCCACGCGGCGCCAAUGCGGUGGCGGAGGAGGACGACGGCCACAUCCUCACCUUCGUGCACGACGAGGCUGUCGGAAAAUCGGAGCUGCAGAUCGUCGACGCCGUCACCAUGGAAUUGGAGGCGCGCGUGAAGCUACCUUCCAGGGUGCCGUACGGUUUCCACGGCACAUUCAUAAGCAGUAAUGACCUGAACAAACAGGCGUAGUGAGAUGUCUUGAUCCAACGGUGGAGAAUUGCCAGAGGGAUGGUCGGCUAUGCGUCCCCGGAAUAUCUCCACCGUCCGUGUAAAGAUUUUGUUUGUUUUGUAUUUUUAGGGAUACCAGCGCGUAGCUUUUUGCUGUAGUUAGCUAAAAAAGACAAAUAGAAGCUCAGCUGGUUUCUCAAUUAUUAUUAUUAUUACAAUUAUUAAGAGUCUUGUACUGUUUGUAAUGUGCUGAGAGCAUUUUAUGUACAGUAGAGAUUAUGCGGUUUUAUACAGUGAGAAUUAUAUGCUGUAUGGUUUUUGUGUAAACGCGUCUCUGUUUUGCCCUGUUUCCAUUCUCUACAGUUUAAUGAGCUGUGUCUUAACAAUAUUUAAUUGUUUGUUAGAAAACUUUCUAUAUUAGUAUGUAUGGUGGCUUGCUUUCCUUUUAAAGUAAUUAAAUGUUGCAGAUAAUAAAUCCAGUGUGUUUGUACUAA
This is a messenger RNA of Andrographis paniculata, 2339 nucleotides long. RefSeq names its product 9-cis-epoxycarotenoid dioxygenase NCED1, chloroplastic-like. Bases 121 to 1866 code for a protein of 581 amino acids. The record is from RefSeq and is a predicted model, not a curated record. Gene Ontology annotation, cellular component: chloroplast stroma. Gene Ontology annotation, biological process: carotene catabolic process. The transcript has a single exon. NCBI's taxonomy places the organism in Eukaryota, Viridiplantae, Streptophyta, Magnoliopsida, Lamiales, Acanthaceae. Gene Ontology annotation, molecular function: carotenoid dioxygenase activity.